AUGCAAACUACUUUUUUUGUAAGAAUGCGUGUGAACUUUUCAGUUUCUCAGCGAUGCAGAUCGAAGGGAUCUCUGAAGGGAAUGCACGCGCACGUAGUCCUGGAGGGGCGGCCCGUUGGGCGUCCAUCUCUGGCGUCCCCUAUGCUUCCCAGAGAUAAGUCUGCUUUUGUCCGCCGUGCCCCGACUUGUCUUGGCUUCUCUCUUCUUUUGUCCUUCUUUCUACACGUUCCUAUCUAUGAGGGAACGUGUGGAGUUUCUGCCCGCGUCUUGGGCUCAUGGGUGCCUCGACGGCAAUCUUCCGAUCCAUUUUUCUCAACUUCUUCGCCUUUGGCAUACUCUGCGUUUUCUCGGAAUGCGGAGUCCUUUACUCCGGGGGCCCCUUUCUCAACCUUGACUGGCAAGGACCUGACACGCAUGCAGUCCAGCGCCUUUCCGCCGUCGAUUAGGAGUGCCGCGCAGCCAAGGCGUUCCUUGUGGAUCAGAACUCCCGCGCUGCUUCGGGUCGAUUCUCCAACUUACGCCGCAUCUUCCAUUUUCAUUCCUCCCGGCGACGCAAGUGGCACUUUUCCAGCUGUUCCCUCCCUCAUUCCAGCCCGGUCAACAGUCACAGUCGACCCACACAACCUCCGCAGAAAAAAGCCGUCUAGCGAAGUUCCCAGCUUCUGCUCAAGACUCCGUCUCUUGUGCGCGUUUGCCUCAGUGCAUUCACGCAGUGGACGGAACACCGCAGCGAGUGCCGCCGCUUCAAUUCGAGACGGACAGAACGGCUACGGCGCCCCUACGCCGUACCCUAGACCCAGGGCCCCGACGGCGGGAGACAGAGGGAAUGAAGUAUGGCACCUCGCAGCAUCACAUCGGGGGAUCCAAUCGCACAGACUCACCUCCAUCUACACAGCAGAGAGGAGGAACACUUGGAACUCGUCGACGGAGUCUCCGUUGUCGGAGUCGAAAAGCAGACCGGAGGCGCACGAACGGACGGCAGCAGGCUCUUUUGGUGCGUUCAGGAGUCACCGGAUGGAGAGACAGGGACGAUACCCCGCAGGUGUGGAGCUGCUCAACUCUGUGGCAAGUGCCACUGGAUCCGGAGAAGAGGCGAAUCGAACGCGUUGUCACUGGGGAUCUCCUGGUGAGGUCAUGCAGAAGACUCGACGUGGGUGUUCAGGGACUGACAUGGGGAUAGAAGGGAAAGUAUCUCUUCAAGAAACGCUAGGCGAGAGAGACGACCGAAUAGAGGGAGAAUUCGGUCACGACUUGUUUGCGCCUCUGCCCGAGUCCAGGUCGGAAAGGAAAGGAGAUGCAGGAGACAGAAAGGCGAGGGAAGGCGAAGGAGUGUUGGCAUUCUCUGGGGACAGCGGCUGCGAAGCCAGCACUGACAUGGACAUGCAGAACCCAAGGGAAUGCAGCCGUAGGCGGCAGAUUCUCCAGGGUGUCUCUGUGGAGCUUUCAGACAACAUUUUCUCAAGGAAUACACUGAGAGAGACACGUCGAGACUCGCCGAUCUUCCCAAGGCGUCUGCUGGCAAGAGACUCGACGAUUGCGAGACGACUUCGUUCUGCCGGUGCCAAGCUCCUCGGACACUUUCCAUCGCGAUCGACUGGGCGGUUCUGUCUGUCGAAACGGACAGGGGAGGCAUUCCGCGCAUGUUCAGCGCCGAGCUCCCUAAGUUCCUCUUGCCUCUCAGUUUCGACCACGGAAGAAGACUCAGGACGACCAGAGCAGCUGGAGAGAAAGAUUUUCGUCGGUUUCUCUCCAUUCCCCCAAAGAUCAUGCAGUGGGGCGGGGGGUUCGAUCACUGAACAUGUAGGAAGUGGAGACAAGCCCGAGGCGGGAGCUCCGGGGGACGGAGGCGACACGCGUGGUGGCGAUGUAGAGAAGCUCCCUGAAGCGUCACUGCAAGAAAUAUUGCCCUUUUUGUGUUGCUUUAGGCCCUCAAAGGGAGCUGUGAGUGGCCAGGGUAUCUUUCCUUCUCAGGUCAGUUUGUGCCCGACUCAUGAGAAAGGAAAGGGGAAAACGAUGUGCGAAUCCAAGACCCCUGCAGUUGCCUCUGGUGCCGCAGAACAGAAAGCUUCCUGUGAAAACACAGAAGGUUUCGGCGAAGCAAUCUGCGAAUCUGCGUUCGUGCUCAACGAUAGUGUAGAAACUAGCACAUGUGAGGCGAGGCCUCAUGUGGAGGCGCCUAGAGUGCCCGGAAAGCUCGAGGAAAGAGAAUCAGCGGACAUUUCGACUGGAGACGAUGCGCUCCGCCCCGAUACACUGUGGAUUGCGGCGGCUGCGGUGCCAACGCUUUCGGAGGUCUUCAAAGCCAUUGCAGGACCUGACGAAGCGGAUCUCGUGACGCAGUGGCGAGAACACACAAACCAAUACAAGAAGAACAUUCAGAAGAGAGGCGAAGAUGCGACAGAGGGGGGAAGCAAAGAACCGCAGAGAACGGGUACAGAGGUCCCUUCAACUGAACCCGCUGAGUGCAAUGCCCCGCUAAGCUUUUCGACAACUUCACCGUGGCUGAAGACUCUGCGUCACUUGGACGACGCAGCGAAGGAGGGGAGCCGUCCCUUUCCUCGUUUAGUUCUCUUAAAAACAGACAAGAGAGUGACAGGAAGGGGCAAGGAAGCUGACGGCGGCGAAGUUGCCAAUUUCCACCAAGAAAGGCCGCAGGGGGCGAAGCAGAAUGCACCUUUCGAGAGCAACAGAAUAGGCAAGGGGGUGGAUCAUCUGCCGAAGAGCUUUGGGGAAUACGCGCCAGUCACAGAGGCUGUCGCCCCAGAGAGUUACAUGCAGCGGAGGUGGGGAAAGUUAGACGACGGAGAAGCGCCCGAGGUGCCGGUCGUCAGUCUGCAUGUUUCUGAGGAAAUGAGAAUGGGAUUGGAACAAAUGCAGGCUGCUGUCCAGGUCAUCUCUGCUUGCGAGUCCGUGACGAAUCUUGCACGCUUCGACGGCAUGAGAGAUGCCGAAGAAGAAAACAUGGAAGGCAAUGACGCUUCACGCCCCUACUGGGUUUCAGUCUUGCGGCGGCGGUCCCAAGGCUUCACCGACGAGGCAAAGGAAUGCAUGCUUGCUGGUGCCUACGCUCUUUCGCAGUUUGCAGCCACCAAACUGCAUGAGAAGGCGCUAGCGGUUCGCACUUCGCUUGCACAGGCUCUUUCUCGGGUGAUCGAUGAGUCUGAGGUUCUCCUUUGGGUUCCGCCUGCCAAGCAAAGUGCUCGGACUGAAGAAGUCCGGCAUGCGUCUUCAGAACCUGCCCCUCACGCGAACCCCAUGGGGACUGUUGGCAGGCCGGAAACCGAACCACCAAACAGGACACCCGCCGCUUACCUCGGCGAAAUGUGGAUGUACACUGCUGCAGACCUGCUGGGUCUACCUUUGCUUCAACUCCCCUGUGGCGUCACGCUGCUGGGGCCUGCUGGAACCGACCGAGAGUUGCUUGAGGUGGCACAGAAACUGACGAGCCCUCUCACGGAAGCUCGUCGGAUGAAUUUCUGGUCGGUAUGA
Molecule: messenger RNA, 3489 nt
Organism: Toxoplasma gondii ME49
Lineage: Eukaryota; Apicomplexa; Conoidasida; Eucoccidiorida; Sarcocystidae
Exons: 5
Coding region: 1-3489 (1162 amino acids)
Molecular function (GO): catalytic activity
Source: RefSeq, a predicted model, not a curated record